CUCCCCUAUAUUUUUCUUUCUAACCAAACAAACCCACACGAGUCACGACCGUGUCAUAAUUUAAUCGUAAAACAAACACGACGACGAGUCACGACCCUGUCACAAUUAAUUUAGAACAACCCCUUGGCUAGGAACCUAAUUUAUCUAUUUCUCCUCUUGACUAAGCAAACAUGUUGAAGAAAGUGAGGCGAAAAGUCAAAGUCUUUGUCACCAAACCCUUUAAAAAGCCCAAGAACAGACCUUUAAGACCUCCAUCACCAAAGCAAACUCCUCCUCCUCAUACUCCACCACCAUCUCCGCCGCCUCAUAAUAUGGCUUCCUCGAGACAAAGGAACGCUCCGUUUCUCUUCCCGACAUCCAAUUCCUCUGUUUUACCCGACCCGUCUGCUUUCUUCAGCAACGAUCUCCUCUCAACUCCUCUCCCAACAAACUCCUUCUUCCAAAACUUCACUCUAAAAAAUGGCGAUCAAGCUGAGUACUUUCACCCUUACAUCGUCAAACCAUCGGUUUCAUCACUCUCGCUCUCAUACCCAUCUCUUUCUCACAACUCUGCUUUCAUCUUCGAGGCUUUCAACGCCGACAUCACCAUCUCCGGGUCAGACGGACCCGACCCGCAUUCCAGGAAAACCCAUCUCAUCUCUUCGUUCAGCGAUCUCGGCGUCACUCUCGAUUUCCCUUCCUCCAAUCUCAGAUUCUUUCUCGUCAGAGGAAGCCCGUUUAUCACCUGCUCCGUCUCCGGUAACUCCUCCAUCACAAUCUCAACGAUUCACGCGGUUUUAUCGUUCACCGGAAACAGCUCAUCCACGAAAUUCACGGCGAAGCUCAACAACAACCAGACCUGGCUGAUUUACGCUUCCUCGCCGAUUAAUCUGACCCAAAACGGAGGCUCUUCGAUUAACUGCGGUGGUGGGUUCUCGGGUAUUAUCCGGAUCGUCGUGUUACCGGAUUCGAACCCAGAUUUCGAAUCAAUCCUCGACCGAUUUAGUUGCUGUUACCCAGUUUCCGGUGACGCCGAUUUCACAAAGCCAUUCGCUUUGGAGUACAAAUGGGAGAAGAGAGGCUACGGAGAUCUCUUGAUGCUCGCUCAUCCUCUUCAUCUCAAGCUUUUAGCAAGCGACGACUGUCCAAUCUCCGUUCUAGAUCAUUUCAGGUACAGCAGCAUCGACGGAGAUUUGGUCGGCGUCGUUGGAGAUUCAUGGGUUUUGAAGCCGGACCCUGUUUCGGUGACGUGGCACUCUAUCAAAGGAGUCAAAGAAGAUGCUCACGAAGAGAUCAUCUCAGCACUCGUGAAAGACGUCAACGCCUUGGAUUCCUCAGCUCCGGUCACGAAUUCGUCCUACUUCUACGCGAAACUGAUCGCGAGAGCCGCGAGGCUAGCUUUGAUCGCCGAAGAAGUUAGCUAUCUCGAUGUGAUUCCGGCGAUUAAAAAGUACUUGAAGAACAUGAUCGAGCCGUGGUUAGACGGGGGUUUCGAACCAAACGGGUUUCUGUAUGAUCCUAAAUGGGGAGGUGUGAUCACGAAGCAAGGAUCGAGAGAUUCGGGAGCAGAUUUCGGGUUUGGGAUUUACAACGAUCACCAUUACCAUCUAGGUUACUUUCUCUACGCGAUUGCUGUGCUCGCUAAGAUCGAUCCUUUGUGGGGGAAGAGAUACAGACCUCAAGCGUACACUCUAAUGGCGGAUUUCAUGACAUUGGGGAAGAAGAAGAAAGGGGCCAAUUCCAAUUCCAAUUCCAAAUACCCGCGUUUGAGAUGCUUCGAUUUUUUCAAGCUCCAUUCUUGGGCUGGAGGGUUAACGGAGUUCGCCGACGGGAGGAAUCAGGAGAGCACAAGCGAGGCCGUAAACGCGUAUUACUCCGCCGCCUUGUUAGGGUUAGCUUACGGCGAUUCACAUCUGGUGGCGGUGGCUUCAACGGUCUUGACGCUCGAGAUCCACGCCGCGAAGAUGUGGUGGCAGGUGAAAGAAGACGACGCAAUUUACCCGAAAGACUUCACGGCAGAGAAUCGAGUGGUGGGGGUAUUAUGGUCAACGAAGAGAGACAGUGGAUUAUGGUUCGCGCCAAAGGAAUGGAAAGAGUGUCGCCUUGGGAUACAGUUAUUACCGUUACUUCCGGUGUCGGAAAUUCUCUUCUCCGAUGUGAAUUUCGUGAAGCAGCUCGUGAGUUGGACUUUGCCGGCGUUGGCGAGAGAAGGCGGCGUCGGAGAAGGCUGGAAAGGAUUUGUGUAUGCUUUGGAAAGCAUUUACGACAAAGAAGGAGCGAUGGAGAAGGUUAAGGGCUUAAAUGGGUUUGAUGACGGAAACUCUCUGAGUAAUCUGUUGUGGUGGAUUCACAGCAGAAACAGUGAUGAUAAUGAUGAUGAAGACGAUGAAGGUGGAUACGGUGGUCAUUGCGGUGGCGGGAAGUAUUGCUCGUUUGGUCAUUAUUGUAAUUAAGCUUUGCGUUUUGGUUUGUUGAAAAUGAAGUUUAUUACUAUAUAACUUUAUGUAUGAAAUAAAACUUGGUUCGCCUCAUUGAUCUUCCAUAUCGAGAUUUCGAUAGUGAACCUUCAAAAUUUGAAAAAUAAAACAGAUGCUGUCAAUUUUACAGAGAA
Molecule: messenger RNA, 2590 nt
Organism: Eutrema salsugineum
Lineage: Eukaryota; Viridiplantae; Streptophyta; Magnoliopsida; Brassicales; Brassicaceae
Product: probable endo-1,3(4)-beta-glucanase ARB_01444
Exons: 2
Coding region: 171-2432 (753 amino acids)
Molecular function (GO): endo-1,3(4)-beta-glucanase activity
Source: RefSeq, a predicted model, not a curated record